This is a messenger RNA of Phragmites australis (common reed), 1473 nucleotides long. RefSeq names its product protein RGF1 INDUCIBLE TRANSCRIPTION FACTOR 1-like. NCBI's taxonomy places the organism in Eukaryota, Viridiplantae, Streptophyta, Magnoliopsida, Poales, Poaceae. Bases 281 to 1015 code for a protein of 244 amino acids. Gene Ontology annotation, molecular function: zinc ion binding. The record is from RefSeq and is a predicted model, not a curated record. The transcript has 4 exons.
CUUGGACCGUGACGCCCAAGUGUUUCCUCCUUUCCUUUGACCACCGAACCCAUACGGCUGGCUGUCCCCCGGACGCCGCUCCCCACGGUUCAGCUCCGUUCCUCCCCCUCCUCCGCCUCCGGCUCUCUCUAUAUAGCCGCCCACCGGGGAAACGGUCCGCUCGCGCGUUCCCCACUUGGCCACUCCACUACUAGCCCGCUCGUAAGCCUCGGCGAAAAACAACCUCGUGCAUCGUCUACCGAGAGUGAGAGAGAGGAGAGAAUUGGCGAGGUGAGGAGGGAUGGGGAUGAGGCCUGGGUGGGUGGGGGCGCUGGUGGAGGAGAGCUUCUUCGUGGGGUGCGCGGCGCACGAGAACCGCAAGAAGAACGAGAAGAACAUCUUCUGCCUCGGCUGCUGCGCCAGCAUCUGCCCGCACUGCGCCCCCGCGCACCGCCACCACCCGCUCAUCCAGGUGCGGAGGUACGUGUACAAUGACGUGGUGCGGCUGGACGAUCUGGAUAGGCUCGUCGACUGCUCCUUUGUUCAGCCCUACACGAUCAACAGUGCAAAGGUGAUCUUUCUGAAGCCGCGGCCUCAGUCCAGGCCCUUCAAGGGCUCUGGCAACGUCUGCUUGACAUGUGACAGGAUCCUCCAGGAGCCUUUCCACUUCUGCUGCCUCUCUUGCAAGGUGGAUCAUGUGAUGAUGCAGGGAGGGGACCUGUCCAACAUCGUGUACGUGCCGGACCUGGGCUGCGGCUUCCCGCGGUUCGAGAACCUCCGCGUCGACGGGUUCGACGACGACGCCGGUCAGUACGGCCAGGUCACCCCCAACUCCAUCCUCGAGGACCCGACACAGCGCACCAACGGGGGCAGCGCCAGCGGCGGCUCCAGCAACGCUUCCAGGAACGCACGGCGCGGCAGUGAUGACGUCCCGAGGAAGAAGAAAGGCGGCGGCGGCGGCGGCUUCUUCCCUCAGAUCGUCCUGUCUCUCGGCAACAGGAGGAAGGGCGCGCCCCAUAGGGCGCCACUCGCCUAACCGAGCUGCAGCUAGCCACCCCAUCGCGCGCUAGUAUAUAUGUGUGUUAUUAUGUUGUUUAUUACCAUUAGCCUAGUAGUGUUAGUAGUACUCCGUUCAGUACUUAAGUGUAAUCCUAUGAUUAGCCAUGUAGAGAGAGAGUGAGGAGGAGAGAGAGGGUGUGUUGGUUGGUUGGAUGCUGGUUGCUGAGACGUCUGAGAGAGACGGAUGGCCUUUUCUAGGGCCAUCUUGUUCCAGUGUUUUGACGAGACUUGAGAGGAGGCAGGGAGAAGCAAAGCUAAGCAGCUGCUGGUAGCAACCCCCCUGUUACAAGCCCAGGUGGGCACAGGCUCCUCGUGGGUCCCCUGCUGCAGGGUGGCCCCAAGGAUACGUGGCUACCAAUUUUGUACUCGAUGUAACGGGGGUUACGCUUGCUCGAUUGCAUGCAUGCGUACACCAUUAAUUCCAGGACCUAUAUA